ACCUCGCCACGCCUGCCCCCGUGGCGGCCCCGUCCAAGGGCAAGUCAGCAGUGGCGCAGAACCCUAGGGGCCACUAUGCUGCAACCAACGCCCCGUCGGAGACGCCGUACAAGGGCAAGUCGGCAGCGGCGCACGCCGCGGCCGUGGGCCCUCAUCCUCCCACCACAACUCCCCUGGCGGCGACGCCGUUGCGUCCGCCACCACCCUCGAGCGCAAGCGUCGGGUCUUCCAGAGCAACCUGCAGAUGAUGUAUGGAUUCGGGGAUGAUCCAAAGGGGUGUUCUGUUUAUUCAUCUAUAACGAUAUGAUGCAAUUAUUUUAGUUUAGAGCAGGAAUUUAGAUUGCAACUGAUGAUAAUCUGCAUUGAACCUUGAAUUCUCAAUGCUAAUGUAUGAUGAUUUUAAUAACUUCCAUGUAAAGAAAGAAGCACAUUGUUUUUUUUCCUUAUAAAAUUGCUCACAUAUGUGGUAUUCUUGACUUUGUAGCCACUUCCAGAAACUGUUGCACUUGUGGAUGACAUUGCUGUGGAAUAUGUCACUGAUCUGAUAUUGGAAGCGACACCACUGUCCACGCUGCCGACAGCUACAUUACUCCAAGCGACGCAUCUUUUUAGAUUUAGUGCGCAAUGCUCAUGUUCUGUUUGUGAUUUGAAAUACAGAAUCUAGAGAAAUACAGUGACUUCAUAGUCUGCCAAGCUGCCUGCAGGAUCUAGCUUCUAUGUAUCAGGUUUUUCUUUUCGGUGAAAUCCAUAACCUCACCAAGAUGGAUGCAGGUGCAAACUCUAUUGAGGCCCAUUCAGGCUUUCAGUGAAAGCUUAAGGAAAGAAGUUUGUGGCACUGGCAUCUGUUGAGGGUAAAGAGGCUGAAGUCCAGACCAUUAGCAAAAGGAACCUCUAAUUCAAAGACGAAUAUGAGGUGUUGAGGUGUUGAGCUAUGAGAAGUGUGGCUGCACUUUGAUUAGUUUCACCAGCUAACUUAAGUGUACGGGCAGCAAUGGAGAUGGAGGUACCACCACCAUGGCUGUCCUCCCUCGCGGUCCUGCUGGCCACCGCCCUCUUCCUCGCGGCCGUCCUCCGCCGGCGAGGAUCGCGCAACAAGCACUACAACCUCCCGCCGGGCCCUCGGCCGCGGCCGGUGAUCGGCAACCUGAACCUGAUCGGCCCGCUGCCGCACCGCUCCAUCCGCGAGCUCUCGGCGCGGUACGGCCCGCUCAUGUCGCUCCGCUUCGGCUCCUUCCCCGUCGUCGUCGGCUCUUCCGUCGACGCCGCCGAGUUCUUCCUCAAGACCCACGACCUGGCGUUCCUCGACCGGCCCCGCAUGGCGUGCGGCAAGCACACCGUCUACAACUACUCCGGCAUGCUCUGGUCGCACUACGGUGCCUACUGGCGCCAGCUCCGCAAGCUGUGGUUGACGGAGCUCCUCAGCGCCCGGCAGCUCCGGCGGACGGAGCUCGUCCGCGCCGAGGAGGUGCGCGCCAUGCUGCGCGACAUCCGCGCCGGCGCCGGCGCGGCGGUGGCGGUCAAGGAGCACCUGCUCAUGGCGACGCUCAACGUCGUGUCACGCAUGGUGCUGGGCAGGAAGUACGUCGGCGAGCAGGGCGCCGGCGCGGCGGCGGCGGUGGCGACGCCGGAGGAGUUCCGGUGGAUGAUCGAGGAGAUCUUCUUCCUCAACGGCGCGCUCCACAUCGGGGACCUGGUCCCGUGGCUCGGCUGGUUCGACCCCAACGGGUACGUCGCCCGGAUGAAGCGGCUGGGCAAGAUGUUCGACCGGUUCGUCGAGCACGUGCUGCGCGAGCACGAGGACCGCCGCCGGCGGGAGGGCCCCGCGUUCGUGCCCACCGACAUGGUCGACCAGCUGCUGGAGCUCGCCGGCGACCCCUGCCUCGACGUCCCCAUCGACCGCGACGGCGUCAAGGCGUCCAUUCUGGAGCUCAUCACCGGCGGCACGGACUCCUCGUCGGUGACGGUGGAGUGGGCCAUGUCGGAGCUGCUGCGGAAGCCCGAGGUCCUCGCCAAGGUGACCGAGGAGCUGGACCGCGUGGUCGGCCGCGGCCGCUUGGUUGGCGAGGGGGACAUCCCGAGCCUCCCCUACCUGGACGCCGUCGUGAAGGAGACGAUGCGGCUGCACCCGGUGGCGCCGCUCCUGAUACCGCGGGUGUCGCGCGAGGACACGGCGGUGGCCGGCUACGACAUCCCCAGGGGCACGCGCGUGCUCGUCAACGUCUGGGCCAUCGGCCGCGACCCGGCGGUGUGGGGGGACGCGGCGGAGGAGUUCCGGCCGGAGCGGUUCGUCGGCGGCGAGGAGGCGGCGGACGUGAAGGGGCAGGACCUGCGGCUGCUGCCGUUCGGGUCCGGCCGCCGGAUGUGCCCCGCCCACGGGCUCGGGCUCAGGAUGGUGCAGCUGGUCCUCGCGAACCUGGUGCACGGCUUCGCGUGGAGGCUCCCCGACGGCGUACCGCCGGAGAAGCUGAGCAUGGAGGAGAAGUUCGGUAUAUCCGUGUCACGCAGGGACCAGCUCAAGGCCCUCCCUGAGCCCAAGCUCCCGGGUCACCUCUACUAGUUCGAUCGGGUACAUUGUCUGCCUUGCUCCUACGUGCUAUGUCACAUUGUGGUGUAUAUCGUAUAUAGAUGCCCUCGUAUUACAUGUACAUACACACAUAUAUGGAUGUAUGUGUGUGCCAAUCAAUGUUUUAAAUAGCCGGUAUAUCAGCUGUUAUAGACGGCUAUAGCUGCUACGCUAUGACAUUAGCCCGCUAGACGCUGUAACAGCAGCAGGCUGCUAAACGUUUUAACCGACGAUUUAAAACCUCGGAGACAAUGUUGUAUUUCAAAACAAAAUAAGUGUGAUGAUAUCGAAAUCUUCUGUAGUAA
Panicum virgatum (switchgrass) is the source of this 2868-nucleotide messenger RNA. RefSeq names its product trimethyltridecatetraene synthase-like. Bases 992 to 2557 code for a protein of 521 amino acids. The record is from RefSeq and is a predicted model, not a curated record. Gene Ontology annotation, molecular function: monooxygenase activity; oxidoreductase activity, acting on paired donors, with incorporation or reduction of molecular oxygen; heme binding. NCBI's taxonomy places the organism in Eukaryota, Viridiplantae, Streptophyta, Magnoliopsida, Poales, Poaceae. The transcript has 9 exons.